UCUGUCUUCGACGGUUGCCUAAAGUCGAGCUAAUCUGGUAAAAAUAUAGUCGAUAUAUUUGUCUUUGACCUGCUUCUCAUUUUUUUAAACCGUGCAGUAUAAAUACUGAAGUUUUCUGGACAAAAACUUCGGUUCACUAAACCAAUUGCAGCAGAUACCUUUAGUUAUUUCGCCAUCCACCUUGUGAAUGUUCGCCUGCGCCCGCCAUGAUGGAAAAGUCCUGUGCUUUUUGAACGUUGUAUUUUUAUUUAUUUGUUUUUCCCAAAACAUCUGUUUAGCUUUGAAUACUGUCUCGAUUCUAGUCAUAAGGCAUGUUUAUUUGAUCACAUGGAAAUAAAUACAAUUUUACUUAAGAUUGUUUAUUGUAGUCCUUUUCACUAGCUUUGUAAUGAUACCUCCCUUUCUUGAUUCGGACAAAGAAUAAGAAAGUUAUGACAAUUUAAACCCUCUCAUCCUUGUUUUGGGUCACAAAAAUUCUACAACUUUGCUGUUUAUUAGGGGGGGGGGAGAGACAGAAUUUGCACAUUUAAAGUGGCAUAACUUUCUCAUUCUUUGACAACUUCAGCUGAGCUCAUUGUUCAGUCCUGCCGGUAGAUGGCGCAUCCAGACUGAUGGCAGUCUAAAGUAUUUCUACAGGCCCGAACAGCCCGCCAGGGGCCCGCUGGGGGUGAGGGCCUCCCAUUGGAAUGCGAGGUGUCAAAUGACCCACGUCACGUGAACGCAACCCGGACUGGAACGUGUAAUCACUGCUGUGGAAAUGAGAGAUUUGGGACUUUUUAUCCUUAACUCGAGUUAAAUAGUUCCACCAGAACAAAGUCCAUGCGAGUUUGGUUCUGAAGAUCUUUCUCACAAAAAGAAGACAAACAGCAGGACUAAUGCUGGAGUCUGAGCAGAACCGACCCCAGGCGGAACCAGCUCCGGGUCCCGGACCGGAGCAGAGAGGCGCCCCGCCGAACCCCAGAGCGGUCUGCCCCGCGUGUCGGCGUCUGUUCCGGGACCCCCGGAUCCUCCCCUGUCUGCACUCCUUCUGCUCCGACUGCAUCGCCGGCCUCGAGCCCUUCUCGGUGACCCGCCCGGACACCACCGCGGACCGUGUGACGGUGCUGUGUCCGGACUGCGACUCCGAGGUGGACCUCCCUCCGUCCGGACCGGGCGGGCUGAGCCCCGACCACCUGGCGCUGGACGAGGUCUUCCUGGAAGCUCUGGUGUCCGGCGGCCCGCUGGGCUGCGACCUCUGCGGCGAAGGGAGCUCGGUGAGCCGCUGCGAGGCGUGCAGCGUCGGCCUGUGCGAGUUCUGCUCGGAGGCCCACAGGCGUCAGAAGCGAACGGCGUCUCACUGUCUCGUUGGCCUGGAGGAGCUGAGGACUCGUGGUCGUCUGUGCCGCCCCGUUCUCUGCAGCCUCCACGCGGGACAGGAACUGGGCCUCUUCUGUCAGCCCUGCGACCUGCCGGUCUGCGUGGAGUGUGCCGCCACACUGCACCGGGACCACCGCUGUUGCCCCACACGCGAUGUCAUCGAUCGUCAUGGCGACCGCAUCCGAGAGCUGGUCAGCAGAAUCCUGAGGCCCCGCCUGGAGGGCCUGGAAGAGUCGCUGCAGAAGGUGGAAAACUGUCAGGAGGCCGUACAGGCCCGUGUGGAGGCAACAGCCAAUGAGAUUAGAGCAUUUGCAUGUGGCUACGCUAGUGCUGUGGAAGCCCACUGCUUGUCCCUGCUGCGCCACCUGGAGGAGAUCCGUGUCCAGCGCAGGAACCACCUCCACCUGCAGAGGGCGCAGCUGCAGCAGGCACUGGCGGAUGUCCGCGGCGCCGUGGAGUUCUCGGAGCGGCUCCUAGGCUGCGGGUCGGACGCAGAGAUCCUCAGCGCCAAAGGAGUGACGCUCAGGAGACUCAGCAGCCUGGCAGACAGGAGUCACAACGGCCUGCCUGCAGCUGUCGCCCCCGACGACGGCAGCAGCAUCUGUUUUCUGCCCCGGGAACCGGCUGGGGAGGUGGAGGGCUACCCGGUGGUGGGUGUGGUCAGCGCUAAGACGGUGGAUGUCAGCAGCUGCACGGUUGAAGGAACAGGUCUGUGGCAGGCCAGGGAGGGCGAGCAAGGCAGCUUCACCCUGGUGUGCCGAGACUCAGCCGGAGAGCGGAUGGCUCGAGGUGGAGAGCAUGUCGUCAUCAGCAUAGUCCACAAGGAGAAGAAAGGCUGCUCCAUGGCAGCGACUGUGACAGACAACAAAGAUGGAACGUACCAAGUUUCGUUCCGGCCUGAGAAGGCGGGGGCUUACUCUGUGUGGGUUUGUGUCAAAGCCCAGCAUGUCAAGGGUUCUCCGUUCGUUCUGGACGUGAGGAGGAGGUUCCGGCAGCACAGCGGGACGUUUCACUGCUGCUCCUUCUGCUCCAGCGGGGGCGCCAAAGAGGCUCGCUGUGGAUGUCCAGGCUCCAUGCCGGGGGGGUUCAAGGGCUGCGGCCACAGCCAUAAGGGGCACCCCGGGAAGCCCCACUGGUCUUGCUGUGGCAGCACCGUGGAGAAGUCUGAGUGUUUGCCCCAGUCCGUGCUGGAUGCAGUUUCUCCCGGCGGUCACCUCCAAACCGCGGAGCUGUGAUGGGAAAGGUUACCACACUGUGGGUGGGCGGGGCUUAUCCUGGAAGGGUCAAACAGAGGAGCUGAGGACUCUCCGUGUCCCUCAAACAUGCUAGCAUGUCUUUCUGCAGUGGUGGCAGGAACCUUCUGUGUUUACAUGUCCUCUGGUGCAUGCUGGGAAAAGGGUUUUUGGUUGAUGCUGUUGGCGAAUGACAGGAGGUCCCAAACUUAAAGUCUCCAUUGAUGAGUUUUGAAGGUUCGCUGGGAGUCCUGACGAUGGACCUGUGGGGGAAAGAGAGCAGCAGGAGCAAAAGGAAGGCAGAGGAGAAUGCCUUCAUCUUCAUCAGCUGACCCUCCUCACCCUCAGAGGCUCCUGGGGGGUAUUCCAGAAAGCAGGUUAUGCUAGCUCCCACAGUAAGUUUGAGGCUAAAACUGGACAGCCCUGAAAUUAAUCACCACCGCCAAUGUUAGCUUAGGGUUGUGAGGGGCUGUAAGGUAGCAGGAGAGAGUGUAAACAAAGGGAUUAUGGGAAAUGGGGGCAGGCUUACUCUGCGCCAUAAGUCUCCACAACUCAGGUGAAUUUUUAAUGAACUCCUGCUGCUCUGCAGAAACUAUGUCUUAAAAAAAACAACACAUACAUUUUGCCAAAAAAAUGACAUCAUAAUUAAAGACAACUGGAAACACUUAGAAAAUGGGUCCAACAAUCAUCGUAGUGGGACUUUAAAAGCAUUUGGACACCAAGUUCACCACUUUUUUGAUGCUAAAUAAAACGUUCCUAAAGGAAAAACCUGACAGCUCAUCAAAACUCUGCAGGACAUACUAGGGUACAAAAAUACCUGCUGAUCCACGGAUACUGGAUCCAGGACCGUUACCAACAGGAGGCCUGCAAAGAAACCAUAACAGGGAAUAGGAGGAAAAGUGAACCACUGAGACUGGAACAAUGGACAGACAUGGAGGAGAUCUGUUCUAUGGAGACAGUUCACUUGUGGUUGAAAACUGAAAAAGUUCAACUCCAAUGGAGGAAAUGGAAGCAAACACAUGCAGCUCAGAACUUAAAUGUUUGUUGUACCCCACUUGUUGAACUUUGUUUGGUUGUUAUUGUUUUUGUGUAUUUUUUUACUUGACUGUGGUAUCUUAUUUUAUAUGUUUGUAUUUUAGAAGAGCAAAAUGUAAAAUAAAGUUUUUCAAUCUGG
Messenger RNA from Oryzias latipes (Japanese medaka), 3762 nucleotides. It is a transcript of the gene trim45, whose product is annotated as tripartite motif containing 45. Lineage: Eukaryota; Metazoa; Chordata; Actinopteri; Beloniformes; Adrianichthyidae. The record is from RefSeq and is a predicted model, not a curated record. Gene Ontology annotation, molecular function: zinc ion binding; ubiquitin protein ligase activity; protein binding. Gene Ontology annotation, cellular component: nucleoplasm.